Messenger RNA from Lachancea sp. 'fantastica', 597 nucleotides. Lineage: Eukaryota; Fungi; Ascomycota; Saccharomycetes; Saccharomycetales; Saccharomycetaceae. The record is from the annotation of a GenBank genome assembly.
AUGAUAAAUAGUGUUAGCAGAGUUGUUUAUACGCAUGCCAAAGGGAAUCUCAAAUUUCACGGCCGAAGGACGUUCGCUUGUGCAGCGAGAAACUUGUCUAAACAGCAGAAAUUCCUGCUGACCAGAACUAUAAACGCACCAGCCUACGAUGUUUACGACGUUGUAUCUAACAUAUCGGAUUAUAAAAAGUUUGUGAAGUACUGUACAGAAUCGUUCGUCGCCAAAAAAGAUGAAGAAACAGGAAGGCCAACAGAGGCCGGCUUGACGGUGGGAUUUCACAGCUACGACGAGAGCCUUGUGUGUAGAAUCGAAUGCAGGCAGGACGAACAGGGAAACUACAGUGUGGUGGCUAACUCACUAACCCACACACUGUUCAACGCGUUGCAGACACAUUGGAGCAUCAAACCGCAUCCAUCGCGACCCGGUGCAACUGAAGCUAUACUUUGUCUUGAGUUCCAAUUCAAAAGUAGUCUUUACAAUAAUGUGGCAUCCAUUUUCGGGAAAAGUGCCACGGAACUUGUCAUGAAGUCUUUCGAAAAACGUAUCUUCAAUCUGAAGCGACAGCAUGCCAAAAAUAAGACGAGUGACGUCCUGUAA